Molecule: messenger RNA, 1421 nt
Organism: Eurypyga helias (sunbittern)
Lineage: Eukaryota; Metazoa; Chordata; Aves; Eurypygiformes; Eurypygidae
Gene: UTP3
Product: UTP3, small subunit (SSU) processome component, homolog (S. cerevisiae)
Exons: 1
Biological process (GO): maturation of SSU-rRNA from tricistronic rRNA transcript (SSU-rRNA, 5.8S rRNA, LSU-rRNA)
Cellular component (GO): small-subunit processome; nucleolus
Source: RefSeq, a predicted model, not a curated record
GACGGCGAGGAGGAGGAUGAACACAGUGAGGAAGAAGAGGAGGAGGCGGCAGCACAGGGGGUAGAUCUUUACAUAGACCACAGCGCAGAAGAGGAUGGAGAAGGGGAGGAGGAAGAGGAAGAGGAGGAUUGGGAUGGUGAGGAGGAUGGAGAAGGCGAGGUGGAUGGUGGUGAGGAGGAUGGAGAAUGUGAAGAGGAGGAGGAGGUUGAAGAUGAUGAUGGGGACCUGUCCAUGGAAAGUGACAUGGAGGAGCGCCGCCAGGACACCAAGCUCCCCCACGAGCUCUCCUGGGGCCAACGCAAGCAGCUCUACUACGACACUGACUAUGGGAGCGAUGCCCAGGCCAAGGGCAAGCGUAGCCAUCAAGAAGUGGAUGCUGAAGAGGAGGAAGAGGAGCAGGAGGCUCAAGUCAUCCAGAGGCGGUUGGUGCAGGACUUAGGGGAAGAUGAUUACGGACUGGAUGUGAUCCAGGGCUACCUGACUGAACAGCAGAAAACCCGUGAUGGCAAGGGCCAGAAGAUUGAUAAAGACUUGCAGGCCCUUUCCAAAAAGGAGCAGCUGAAGCUACUGAAGCAGGAGUCCCCUGAGCUCCUGCAGCUGCUUGAGGACUUUGAAGUCAAGCUGAUGGAGCUCAAGGAUGAGCUGCACCCACUGCUGCAGAUGGUCAGAAACGGCACUAUCCCGCAGGGGAAGGGCAGUCGCUAUUUGCAGACUAAGUAUCAUCUCUACUUGAAUUACUGUGCCAAUAUCAGUUUUUAUUUGGUUUUGAAGUCCAAGAGGAUGCCAGUUCAUAGUCACCCCAUUAUCGAACGGCUGGUUGCUUACAGAAAUAUAAUCAAUGACCUAGCUGUUAUAGAUCAGAAGCUAUCCUCAGAAGUUCGUAUGCUUUUGAAAAACUACUAUGAUAAGAGGGAAGAUAAAUUACGGAAGGAGAAGAAGUUUGCGGUGUUUCUCCCGCUGGAUGUUAAGAAAAACAAACCAAAACGUGCUCCUGCGCUUGCUAAUGGCCGGGCUGCUGCCGGUGAGCUGUCGGAGGAGUCAGACCUGGAUGAAGAGGCUGCGCUAAAAUACUACAGGAUGAUGGAGGGGAAGCUGAAACUCAAGAGGAAGAGAACUGAAGACCAAGACAUGCUCGAAGAAGAAGCAGCGGUGUUGGAAGGAGAGGAUCCAAAUAAAAAGAGAGGUGUGACCUAUCAGAUGAUCAAGAACAAAGGCCUCACGCCCAGAAGGAAGAAGAUCGAUCGCAACCCCAGGGUCAAGCAUCGGGAGAAGUUUCGGCGAGCCAAGAUUCGCCGCAAGGGCCAGGUCCGUGAAGUUCGGAGGGAACUGCACAGAUACUCCGGGGAACUGUCUGGCAUUCGUGCUGGUGUUAAGAAAAGCAGGAAGCUUCAAUGAUACAUAUUUUUCUCUGUUUCUGAGAG